Molecule: messenger RNA, 1678 nt
Organism: Cornus florida
Lineage: Eukaryota; Viridiplantae; Streptophyta; Magnoliopsida; Cornales; Cornaceae
Product: F-box/kelch-repeat protein At3g06240-like
Exons: 1
Coding region: 345-1160 (271 amino acids)
Molecular function (GO): protein binding
Source: RefSeq, a predicted model, not a curated record
UGUACCCAAAACAUUCUUACAGUUACAGGUGAAAUAUAAUAUAAAUAUAUAUUUUGUAAUUGCUAUAUUUUAAUUUGUUUUCCGAGAAGGAUUUGGUUUGAAACAAAGCACCCGCCAUGGAACUUAAGAGAGAGAAGAAUGAGAGAGAGGGGGCAAAGCCAGGGUGAAGAAGGCCAAGAAAAGAAAUCAAUCAUGCAUGGCAGAUAUGAUAGUAUCCACUGCAAAGAGGAGAAAUCAGAGGAGAAAUCAGAGGAGGAGGAGUGGCCAAACCAACUACCACGAAGGCGGCGGAGAAACGAAAUCAGUCAUCAUGCCUCAUAGAUCGUCUUCCUCGCGAUGUACUUAUGGGCAUACUUUCUACACUGCGAGUCAAAUCUCUCUUGCAAUUGAGGUGCGUAUGCAAGUCCUGGUACUCUUUAAUCUCCGACUCCCAAUUCGUUAAAACCUAUCUCGAUCGAUUGAUCGCAUGUCCUGAUCUCCUAAAACAAAGACAACACAUUUUAAUACUGACUCACCCAAUCCUCUCCAAGCGUCCCUACGCCUUUACCCUCGAAUCGGCUGUAGCUGAUGACAAUGUCGGUGACAUUGUGCCUUCUGCAGUAAAGCUUGAUUAUAUGGCUGAGAUAAAAAAUUAUACUUUUUCUUCAUACACUAAAGUAAUUGGUUCUUGCGAUGGGUUAUUGUGUUUGAGGAUCGGGUCAACAGCUUCUUAUGUAUUCAAUCUCUCUACCAGAGAGUCCAAACGAAUUCCUGAACCUGACUUCAAAUUCUGUUAUUGGAGUAGUUUUUAUAUAUUGGGAUUUGGCUAUGAUCAAUCCGUCCAUGAUUACAAGCUGGUGGCAGGAGCUAAAAAAAGGUUCUAUGUAUAUUCCCUAAGGACUGAUUCGUGGAAAAAGGUUCAAGACCUUCCUUACAAUCACUUGCCUAAACCUUUUUCUAGUGGGAUACUGCUGAAUGGAGCAAUCCACUGGCUCUUCUCUUCGAAACGACGAUCAAAGAUUGUUGCUCUCUGUUUUGCGGAUGAGAAAUUCUGGGAGUUUCCGGUGCCCACUCUCUCAUUCAACCUUGGCUUGCUUGGAGGAUGUCUUUGUAUACUCCGUGGUAAUGAAUUUUUGGUGAUGAAGAAUAUGGCGUGGUACAGUCUUGGACCAAAGUUGUGAUUGAAAUCCCAUCUAUCACAAUCAGAGCAUUGACUUUGUUGGAGAAUAAUGAAGCCAUAUUAAAGAUAGACUCCAAGAAGUUAGUUCUAUACAACACAAGAGAGAGAACAUACAGGGAUCUGGUACUUCCGGAUUUCCUAGAUGUGGAAAAGAUUGUAGCUUAUGUGGAGAGCCUUGUAUCACCCUGUCAUGGAAAUUUGAGUUAGAGGCAAUAUCAAGUUCAAAUUAAUUCAGGAUGAAGGAUGACUGCAAAGGUACACCAAAUAACUAAACUAUAUCUUAUUCACUCUUUUUUCCAACUCAAAAGACAUUCCUUAUACUUAAGGUUUUCAAUAUGUUAGGAGGAUUUUGGAGCUUGAUUGUAUUUUAUUUAAUUUUUUUGUAUUUUAAUAUAUUAUUUGUUAAUGAAACCUUAGUAACUUGUUUAGCUACCUGUUGACUGUUUGAAUUUUUAUCGAGUAUGUAGAAAAUGCAUCAUUUUUCUUCAAUUGCUUUUGGAAAAGUAACCUUGACAAAAA